ACUCGCAGCCUCGUUCCCCGCCGAGCGGAGCUGCGGGGCCGGCCGGGCCGGGGCGGACCCCGGGAACCCGGACGCGGCCGCCCGGGCCCGCGGGCGGGGGGCUCGGCGGCGGCCCCGGCGGCAGCAGCCAGCAUGGAGUUCCGCCAGGAGGAGUUUCGGAAGCUGGCGGGUCGCGCCCUCGGGAAGCUGCACCGCCUUCUGGAGAAGCGGCAGGAAGGCGCCGAGACUCUGGAGCUGAGCGCCGAUGGGCGCCCGGUGACCACGCAAACCCGCGACCCACCCGUCGUGGACUGCACGUGCUUCGGCCUCCCUCGCCGCUACAUCAUCGCCAUCAUGAGCGGGCUGGGCUUCUGCAUCAGCUUUGGCAUCCGCUGCAACCUGGGCGUGGCCAUCGUGUCCAUGGUCAACAACAGCACGACCCACCGCGGGGGCCACGUGGUGGUGCAGAAAGCCCAGUUCAGCUGGGAUCCAGAGACCGUGGGCCUCAUCCACGGGUCCUUCUUCUGGGGCUACAUUGUUACUCAGAUUCCUGGUGGAUUCAUCUGCCAAAAAUUUGCAGCCAAUAGGGUUUUUGGCUUUGCCAUUGUGGCCACUUCAACUCUCAACAUGCUGAUCCCCUCGGCGGCUCGCGUCCACUACGGCUGCGUCAUCUUUGUGAGGAUCUUGCAGGGUUUAGUGGAGGGAGUCACCUACCCUGCCUGCCACGGGAUCUGGAGCAAAUGGGCGCCCCCCUUGGAGCGUAGUCGCCUGGCGACCACCGCCUUUUGCGGCUCCUAUGCCGGUGCGGUGGUCGCCAUGCCCCUCGCCGGGGUCCUGGUGCAGUACUCAGGGUGGAGCUCAGUAUUCUAUGUCUACGGCAGCUUCGGGAUCUGCUGGUACCUGUUCUGGCUGCUGGUCUCCUAUGAGUCCCCCGCGCUGCACCCCAGCAUCUCGGAGGAGGAGCGCAAAUACAUUGAGGAUGCCAUCGGCGAGAGUGCCAAGCUCAUGAACCCGGUCACGAAGUUUAACACGCCCUGGCGGCGUUUCUUCACCUCCAUGCCCGUGUACGCCAUCAUCGUGGCCAACUUCUGCCGCAGCUGGACCUUCUACCUGCUGCUCAUCUCGCAGCCUGCGUACUUUGAAGAAGUGUUUGGCUUUGAGAUCAGCAAGGUGGGCCUGGUGUCGGCGCUGCCCCACCUGGUCAUGACCAUCAUCGUGCCCAUCGGCGGCCAGAUCGCUGACUUCCUGCGGAGCCGCCGCAUCAUGUCCACCACCAACGUGCGCAAGUUGAUGAACUGCGGGGGCUUCGGCAUGGAGGCCACGCUGCUGCUGGUGGUCGGCUACUCGCACUCCAAGGGUGUGGCCAUCUCCUUCCUGGUCCUGGCCGUGGGCUUCAGCGGCUUCGCCAUCUCUGGGUUCAACGUGAACCACCUGGACAUCGCGCCGCGCUACGCCAGCAUCCUCAUGGGCAUCUCCAACGGCGUGGGCACGCUGUCCGGCAUGGUGUGUCCCAUCAUCGUGGGCGCCAUGACCAAGCACAAGACUCGCGAGGAGUGGCAGUACGUGUUCCUCAUCGCCUCCCUGGUGCACUAUGGGGGUGUCAUCUUCUACGGGGUCUUUGCUUCCGGGGAGAAGCAGCCGUGGGCCGAGCCUGAGGAGCUGAGCGAGGAGAAAUGUGGCUUCGUGAGCCACGACCAGCUGGCCGGCAGCGACGACAGCGACGUGGAGGACGAGGCCGAGCCGCCGGGGGCGCCCCCCGCGCCCCCUCCGUCCUAUGGGGCCACGCACAGCACCGUGCAGCCCCCGCGGCCGCCGCCCCCGCACCGGGACUACUGA
Molecule: messenger RNA, 1815 nt
Organism: Ochotona curzoniae (black-lipped pika)
Lineage: Eukaryota; Metazoa; Chordata; Mammalia; Lagomorpha; Ochotonidae
Gene: SLC17A7
Product: solute carrier family 17 member 7
Exons: 12
Coding region: 133-1815 (560 amino acids)
Biological process (GO): transmembrane transport; neurotransmitter loading into synaptic vesicle; regulation of synapse structure or activity
Cellular component (GO): synaptic vesicle membrane; excitatory synapse
Molecular function (GO): neurotransmitter transmembrane transporter activity; L-glutamate transmembrane transporter activity
Source: RefSeq, a predicted model, not a curated record